AUGGGCCUCCUGUCUUCUACAGUCUUCCUCCACAUCGUCUCUAACCUCACCAUCACAGUCCACACACUCCACACACUCCACAAAUGUCUAUAUAUGCAUCUGAAUCACAUAAAUUCAUUCACAACUACAACCAACAAACCAUUCCUUCACUCAUAACCUGCAAACAAAUGGAUGCAUUAUUAUCGGAAAGUAUUCCCUUAGUACGCAUUUUGACCUCAAACUGCAGCACAACCGCCGUAUUGAACGCCGCUGCAGAAUCAGAAGUGAUGCUGGCUUCACUGAACCCGAAGAAGAAGGCCGGAAGGAAGAAGUUUAGGGAGACUCGACACCCAGUUUACCGAGGAGUGAGAAUGAGGGAUAACGGGAAGUGGGUUUGUGAGUUAAGAGAGCCGAACAAUAAGUUGAGGGUGUGGUUAGGGACUCAUCCUACUGCUGUAAUGGCAGCAAGAGCUCAUGAUGUGGCGGCGUUUGCCUUCAGGGGACGACGGGCGUGUUUGAAUUUUGCGGACUCUGUGUGGCGGCUGCCGGUCCCGAAGUCUAGCAGUAUUGUAGAUAUACAAAAGGCCGCUGCAGAAGCGGCGGAGGCAUUUAGAUAUACGGAGGAUGCGGUGGAGAUUUUGGAAACGGUGGAGUUGCCGGAAAUUCUGUUUUACGUGGAUGAAGAUGAUGUUUUUGAGAUGCCGGAGUUUUUUGCCAGCAUGGCGGAGGGACUGAUGGUUGCGCCUCCUCAAACGGUGGGGUAUGGUGAUUAUGGGGAAGACGUGGAGUUUUGUGCUGAUGAGUCUUUAUGGAGCUUUUAGAUCAUUUAGUGUGUGUAUAUAUGUAUUCUUUUUGAUUUAAGAGGAGUUGAUUGAUUAUCCUCCCUCGUGAUUUGAACCAAUGAGAUACAAUGUAAAAACAAUAAGGAUUAUAAAUCAGUUCUUUAAUAAA
Molecule: messenger RNA, 930 nt
Organism: Lactuca sativa (garden lettuce)
Lineage: Eukaryota; Viridiplantae; Streptophyta; Magnoliopsida; Asterales; Asteraceae
Product: dehydration-responsive element-binding protein 1B
Biological process (GO): regulation of DNA-templated transcription
Molecular function (GO): DNA-binding transcription factor activity; DNA binding
Source: RefSeq, a predicted model, not a curated record